Molecule: messenger RNA, 3176 nt
Organism: Epinephelus lanceolatus (giant grouper)
Lineage: Eukaryota; Metazoa; Chordata; Actinopteri; Perciformes; Serranidae
Gene: srpk3
Product: SRSF protein kinase 3
Biological process (GO): peptidyl-serine phosphorylation; intracellular signal transduction; regulation of mRNA processing
Cellular component (GO): nucleus; cytoplasm
Molecular function (GO): protein serine/threonine kinase activity; ATP binding
Source: RefSeq, a predicted model, not a curated record
CUGUGACCAAACUCAUCUCCAGCUCAGAUAUCUGUUCCUGUACUCAGGUGUAUUUUUCAGUUACUUGAUCCUCCGCUGGUUUCUGCACAUUUCACCUGUAGAAGUGUUCAGUACUUUAACGUGGGGGACACCCACAGACCGGCCCGUGUUUAAAGUCUUCUAGAUCCGCCACUGGUCCCAGUUUGGGUCCAGUCUAAGCGUGGCCGUUCACUGCGCAUGCGCAAAGACCGGUGUCCGGUGUCGGACUGACAGCAGCUGUUGAGACCAUGAACGGUAGGACCGAGGCAGCAGAGAAAACACACCCAGAAUAAAAGAGUGGACCCGGUACUGAGCCGGCAGUGAUCCGGUACUACUGAAGGGUACAGAUCCGGUGCUGACCCGGGACUGACCGGGCCGGUCUGCAGGAAGAUCCGCCGAUCUGCAGCUGGAGCUAACGGAGCUAACGGAGCUAAGUGACGGCAGACCGUCAGCUGUUUUCUGACUAACGGACAGGCCACGUUCAGCACGCGUCACCGCACUGAGCCGUUCUGACCCGGGUUAAUUCGUCCGGUCGGACUGUCUGCGGGUCUCAGCGCCGGUUGGUGGGGACGUCCAGCCGCUUCACGGAGGCUAACUACCUGUCAGAGAACCGUCAGCCCGGCCGGGACACAGCGCUCCGACCCGGUUCGGUUUGAGGACCGGGAGCCAGGAUGCUGAUAGCAGCAGUCGGUGCAGGAACUGGAAAUGCUGCCACCACCGGCAAGAAACACCGGCGGAGAGGCAAAAAACACCGGAGAGUCCGAACAGACGAGAAUCGGCCUGAUGACUUCUGUAAUCUUCAGAGUCCAGAUACCAACAGCAGCCUUGACCCGACACCCCAGCAGAGUCACUCCCAACCUGCCCAGCCCCGCCCCCAAAGUGCUCCAGAUACAACCACAUCACCACAGAACACGCCAACAUGUACUGAAGAUCUCCAUGAGCCCAUCACAGCGCCCCCACAGACCCCCCCACCCACCGCCGCCACCCCGCCGCCUCCCCAACCUGUCUCACCACCUCCCCAGACACCCCCUCCCCCUCUGGAUCCAACAGACACACCUGUAGCACACCUGGAACCUCCUGCGAGUCUAAACACCUCCCUGACAUCCCCAGUGACGCCUGAGAUAUUCAGCCAAUCCCCUCCUGCCACGUCUCAAAGUCCUGAGCACAGUCCUAGCCACUCACCGCCCCCUGUCAACCAAAAUAUUACCCAGAAUUCCUCCAGAUCACCUCACAGAACUCAGAGUCCGCCUGAUGGCCGAACAGAUGCUUUCAAAUUGCCUCCAGCGUCACCACACAUUAUUACCCACAAUGCCUCAGAAUCACCAUCAGUUUCUGCCCAGCAGCCUACCAAAGCUCCUCCCACACCUCCAUUAAGCCCCUCCCACCCUGACCCCUUCCUGCUGAACUCAGUGACCUUCACCUCCAGCGUCUCCUCCCACCUCUACUCCCCCAGCUCCUCGUCCACCUCCUUCCUCCGUUCCUUUGACACCCUCGGCCCCCACACCGGUCUGCCUCCCAUGAUGUCAUCAGCCACCCCACAUAUGACCACACCCCCUUUGACUCUAAGUCCACCCCCUCCUGAGUUAACUCCACCUCCUGUCCAGCUGCUGGGCUCUGACGAUGAGGAGCAGGAAGACCCGUCAGAUUACUGCAAAGGUGGUUACUACCCCGUGAAGAUCGGUGAUCUGUUUAACGGGAGGUACCACGUGGUCAGGAAACUGGGCUGGGGACAUUUUUCUACAGUGUGGCUCUGCUGGGACCUGCAGAAGAAGCGCUUUGUGGCGUUGAAGGUGGUGAAGAGCGCUCCACAUUACACUGAGACGGCUCUGGACGAGAUCAAACUGCUGAGAUGUGUGAGAGACAGUGACCCCUCUGACCCCUACAGAGAAACCAUCGUCCAGCUGAUUGAUGACUUCAAGAUAUCAGGAGUCAACGGAGUGCAUGUCUGUAUGGUUCUGGAAGUUUUGGGUCAUCAGCUGUUAAAAUGGAUCAUUAAGUCGAACUACAUGGGACUUCCUCUGGUGUGUGUCAAGACCAUCAUCAGACAGGUGCUGCAGGGGCUGGACUACCUCCACACCAAGUGUAAGAUCAUCCACACCGACAUCAAACCAGAGAACAUCUUGUUGGACGUAGAUGAGGUUUACAUCAGGAGACUGGCAGCUGAGGCAACCUUCUGGCAGAGAGCUGGAGCCCCGCCCCCUUCUGGGUCAUCAGUUAGCAUGGCUCCCAGGGAUCUACAGGUCGGUAAGCUGUCUAAGAACAAGAAGAAGAAGUUGAAGAGGAAAGCCAAGCGUCAGCAGAGACUGUUGGAGGAGAGACUGGUGGAUAUACAGAGGAUGGAGGAGGAGGACGGUGUGAUCCAACCUGACGACACUGACAGCAACUGCUCUCUGGUUGUCAACGGCAACACUUCCUGCUCCACAGCCAACAGCAAAGCAAGCCCAGAGUCCACCUGCUCCUGGUUGGAGGACAGGUGUAAUGGCCACGCCCCUGGACGGUUCUCCAGCCCCGCCUCAGGCCUAUCAGGCUUCUCAGGCUCUGUGAUGUCAGCGACAUCCGAGUCAGCACUUUCUACUCAGUCAGGAUACUCGAGUGGAAGAGACGUGUUCAGUGCGUCAGAUUUUAUCCUCAGUCCUCUGGAUCCUCAGAAUGCCCACAAACUCAGAGUGAAGAUCGCUGACCUGGGAAAUGCAUGCUGGGUGCACAAACACUUCACAGAGGACAUUCAGACCCGACAGUACCGAGCUCUGGAGGUUCUGAUUGGAGCAGAGUAUGGGCCGCCUGCUGACAUCUGGAGCACCGCCUGCAUGGCGUUCGAGUUGGCGACAGGAGAUUAUCUGUUUGAACCUCAUUCAGGAGAAGACUACACCAGAGACGAAGAUCACAUCGCUCACGUCAUCGAGCUGCUCGGACCGAUUCCUCUGCCCUUUGCUUUGUCUGGAAGGUACUCGAGAGAGUACUUCAACAGGAGAGGUGAGCUGCGUCACAUCUCCAGCCUGAAGCCGUGGGGUCUGUUCGAGGUGCUGUUGGAGAAGUACGAGUGGCCGCUGGAUCAGGCGGCUCAGUUCAGUGACUUCCUGUUGACCAUGUUGGAGCUGCAGCCUGACCGCAGAGCGACGGCAGCGCAGUGUCUGCAGCACGCAUGGCUGCACACAUAA